ACUAAAUGUGUAUUGCAGUGUAUUGAUGCUGAUUGAUGCUGUAGUUGGUGGUUUAGUUUGUCACAAUUUUCGUCCGUGCGUUUGUUUGUAGCAAUUUAGAUUUUUACUAAGUAAAGGAGCGUUUAGUCUCUGGGUUGUAAAGUAUCGCUUUGCAAAGAUGUCAAACACAUCGAAAUCAACUGAUAAUGCUCCACACAUGGAAAAAGGCUGGCAUGCCUUAAGACAACAUGUUAUUGACAAUAAGAUUAAAGUUGGGUUAUGGGUUACAAGGCUUUUCACAAUUAUAUUUACUGUUGGUUAUAUCAUUCCUAUAUUUGGCAAUAUUUAUAAUAUUUAUUAUAAAGUUUUAAUGAGUAGUGCAGCAACAAGUGCAUUACGUCUUCAUCAAAGAGUGCCACGUGUUCAAUUAAACAGGCAAUUUUUGGAACAUUUAUUUCUUGAAGAUUCCUUCCAUUAUUUAUUUUAUUCUUUAAUAUUCUUGUAUGCAGCUCCUGUUACUUUGGUGUUAACUCCCAUAUUUUUGUUUGCACUAAUUCAUUUUGCUAGUUACUCUCUCACACUACUUGAUUGUUUAGGACAAAACAGUUGGUGGGGAGCACGUCUAUUUAUAAAUCUAAUCGAAUUUCAAUCUCGGAACAUUUUACGGCUAUGUGCAUUAUCAGAGAUUAUUAAUCUGCCAUUGACAGUCCUCCUUGUCUUUACGGGUCGUGCUGGUUUACUGACACCACUCAUCUACUAUCAGUUCUUAAAAUUACGUCUUGCAUCUCAACGAAAUCCAUCCACGCGCAAUGUAUUCCAUGAGCUUAGAAAUGGACUGAGUUCAAUUUCAACAAAACCAUCUGUACCAGAUAUUGUUAGACGAAUGAUUGAAGGUCUAUUGUCGCUCACACAACAAAUGGUUCCAGUUCGCCAGUAAUUUUUGAUUUCAGGUACACCAGUUUUUAAAGAUUAUCUAGGGUUCUAGGGUCCAUGCAAUAAAAAUUUCAUACAACAUGAUCCGAGAACAAGAAGAGUGCAAAUA
This is a messenger RNA of Dufourea novaeangliae, 1021 nucleotides long. RefSeq names its product Krueppel homolog 2 (gene Kr-h2). Gene Ontology annotation, biological process: endoplasmic reticulum tubular network organization; membrane organization. The coding region runs from base 158 to 916 and encodes 252 amino acids. The transcript is spliced from 6 exons. Gene Ontology annotation, cellular component: membrane; endoplasmic reticulum. Lineage: Eukaryota; Metazoa; Arthropoda; Insecta; Hymenoptera; Halictidae. The record is from RefSeq and is a predicted model, not a curated record.